Messenger RNA from Cheilinus undulatus (humphead wrasse), 2203 nucleotides. RefSeq names its product fibrillarin (gene fbl). Gene Ontology annotation, molecular function: rRNA methyltransferase activity; histone H2AQ104 methyltransferase activity; RNA binding. The coding region runs from base 113 to 1051 and encodes 312 amino acids. The transcript is spliced from 9 exons. NCBI's taxonomy places the organism in Eukaryota, Metazoa, Chordata, Actinopteri, Labriformes, Labridae. The record is from RefSeq and is a predicted model, not a curated record. Gene Ontology annotation, cellular component: small-subunit processome; nucleolus; box C/D methylation guide snoRNP complex. Gene Ontology annotation, biological process: box C/D sno(s)RNA 3'-end processing; rRNA methylation.
AAGAGAAGUCUGCUGCACGUGCGUCCACAGUGCUCCAGUCCGCUGAUAGAGAAACACGGCGAAGGAGAGAAGAAGAAAGAGUGGGUUAAUUUAACACUUUAGAUCUGACACCAUGAAGCCAGGGUUCAGCCCCCGAGGAGACCGAGGAGGAUUCAGAGGAGGACGAGGAGGGAGAGGAGGGUUUAGUGACAGAGGAAGAGGAGGAUUCAGAGGAGGACGAGGAGGAGGAUUCAAGUCUCCAGACGGCGGAGGAUUCCGGGGUCGGGGAGGUGGCAGAGGGGCCCCUAGAGGAAGAGGAGGCCGGGGAGGAGGGAGGGGAGGAUUUGGAGGAGGGAAGAAGGUCCUGGUGGAGCCACACAGACAUGAAGGCGUGUUUAUCUGCAGAGGAAAAGAAGACGCUCUGGUGACAAAGAAUAUGGUAGUUGGAGAGUCUGUGUACGGAGAGAAGAGGAUCAGCGUGGAGGAGGGAGAAGCAAAGACGGAGUACAGAGCAUGGAACCCGUUCAGAUCGAAGCUGGCGGCGGCCAUCUUGGGAGGAAUUGACCAGAUCCACAUCAAGCCGGGGGCGAAGGUCAUGUACCUGGGAGCAGCUUCAGGAACUACAGUGUCCCAUGUGUCUGACAUUGUGGGGCCGGAGGGUUUGGUGUACGCUGUGGAGUUCUCUCAUCGAUCAGGUCGUGAUCUUCUCAACGUGGCGAAGAAACGCACGAACAUCAUUCCCAUCAUCGAAGACGCUCGACACCCGCACAAAUACCGCAUGCUGGUUGGUAUGGUGGACGUGAUCUUUGCUGACGUUGCUCAGCCUGAUCAGACGAGAAUCGUCGCUCUGAACGCUCACAACUUCCUGAGGAACGGCGGACACUUCGUCAUCUCCAUCAAGGCUAACUGCAUCGACUCGACGGCGGCGCCUGAAGCCGUGUUUGCUUCAGAGGUGAAGAAGAUGAGCGCUGAGAACAUGAAGCCUCAGGAGCAGCUCACACUGGAGCCGUACGAGAGAGACCACGCCGUGGUCGUCGGCAUCUACAGACCUCCACCCAAACAGAAGAAAUGAGGACCAUGGACAACCGUCUCCAGCCACCGCCGGCUUUUUGUUCUGUCAGUGUUUGUCUCCACAACUCCACCGUCCUGAAGAUCUCAGCUGGACACAAUGAGUCCGGACUCUGAAAAUGUCUGACUCUCCUGCUACCACAUGGUUUAACAUGAUUCCAUCUUUUACGUUGAUUUAUAGUAUUCAAACGUGCAAAAACAAAGAGAGAAAAAGCGGCUGAACAUCAGAAAUGGCAUCAAGUCGCCUGAACACCCUCCAGUUAACACAUCCAAUCCAGCCAGUGCAGUUGAGGCUGUCUGCAGGAGUUUAUCCACCAUUUUUCAUUUUCCAGAACAAUCGAAUGCUCAGUUUUGGGUGUUUUGGACUUCUGUUUUUCUUUGUAAUGUGGUAUUUAAUUUUCAUUAGUUACGUUAAAGUUUAAACUUCUGCUAUCAUGAUCAAGUCUGACUCUCUUCCUAACAGCUUAUUGUGCUUUAAUUUUUUUUAAUCUUUGCCCUAUACCGAUCCAUUACAUCUAAACCACACAGCAGGAGGAUUACUGAAAAUGUACAUGAUGGAGCGCUUGAGAAAUGUAUUUUUCCUCUUGUGUGUUUUUUCUUCUUUAUUUUUAUCUGUGCAGCCUCUCUGUGCUGUUGUCUAGUUUUUUAAGCAGAGUUUACAUGAAAAAAUCAACUAAAAGUCAUUUUAUAUAGCAGCACAGCCAUAAGACAAUAUGUUUUCUGCUGAAACUGCUCUGUAAAACCAAUGUCUACUUUGGUUUAAAGAAAGAUACUUUUUAUUUCACCCAUGUCUGAUCCAUUACGAAUCAUGAAGCGUCCACACCCUCUCUGCCAUCUUUGACACGCUGUCUGCGAACGUCUCAGCUCAUGUACAGUAAAUCUGAACCCCUAAUAUCUCUGAUAACACCCGUUCGUUUGUAGGGAAGCCGUACGGCACUGAUGUUUGGUGGUGAGCCGGUAAACUUGAUUCUGUGUACAGAUAUAUCCGUGGUGAGUUUUUCACCCUGACUAGUAGUUUAAUACUAGAACUGUAAGGUUUUUUUGUUGUUGUAUGAAGAGGAAUGGUUGUACCUUACAACAGUUUAUUCUUGAAAAAAGUUUGUUUUUGACAUGAUGGAUGACUUUGUUUUAAUAAAAUGUUUAUUAUUCUUGUUAA